Molecule: messenger RNA, 2175 nt
Organism: Manihot esculenta (cassava)
Lineage: Eukaryota; Viridiplantae; Streptophyta; Magnoliopsida; Malpighiales; Euphorbiaceae
Product: probable polyol transporter 6
Exons: 2
Coding region: 525-2027 (500 amino acids)
Biological process (GO): transmembrane transport
Cellular component (GO): membrane
Molecular function (GO): carbohydrate transmembrane transporter activity
Source: RefSeq, a predicted model, not a curated record
CAGAGACGGAGAUACACCAAUUGCCCUAUUUCUUUGGCAAUUUCCUUUUCUCACUGUUUAUAUAGAAUUUUUUUUUUCUAUACAAUCUUUCUCUGAGUGAGUAGAGAACUGAUGAAUACUUGAAAACUUUUUCAGAAUUGUUUUAUAUUUGAUUAAGCUAGUCAUGAAUAAGAAUAGCAAGCAAAGAUUACAUAGAAUAUGAUCUUGUCUGAAUAUAGUAGGUGACAGUUCGCAUACGUGUUCUUUUGUUUACGUUUGAUUAAGGGAGAGUUCAUAGUUGGUAAAUUUUUGGGAUUGUGAUAGGCACAAAUUGUAAUAUGAUAAAUAUUUUCUAUUAAAGGAAGAUUAAGCAUAUCGUGUAAAAUGGGUUUGAAAACUAGCUAGUAGAUUCAAGAGCAAGUAAAAUCUGUCAAAGUACCAAAAGGGUGAUAGAGCUUUGAGAUUAUUUUAUGAUAUUUUUGGAAGCUCUGCGUUUCUGUUUUAAAGGGUAAGAUCUCACAGGCAAGAAAAUUGUCAAGGCGUCAAUGGAAGGAGGAGGAGGAGAAAGCCAAACAAAGUUUAACAAGUAUGCAGCAGCUUGUGCUAUUGUUGCUUCGAUGAUAUCUAUCAUAUUUGGUUAUGAUACUGGUGUAAUGAGUGGAGCAAUGAUAUUCAUUAAAGACGAAAUGAAAAUUCGUGAUACGCAAGUGGAAGUCCUUGCCGGAAUCUUGAAUUUAUGUGCCUUAGCAGGUUCACUACUGGCCGGAAGAACUUCUGAUUACAUUGGCCGGCGAUACACGAUUGUUGUAGCCUGCGUUAUUUUCAUGCUCGGUUCAAUUCUAAUGGGAUAUGGUCCAAAUUAUGGAAUCCUGAUGACUGGAAGAUGUGUAGCAGGCAUUGGUGUAGGCUUCGCUCUUAUGAUUGCUCCCGUUUACUCUGCAGAAGUUUCAUCACCAUCGUCAAGAGGUUUCUUGACCUCCCUGCCUGAACUUGGUAUAAGUAUUGGAAUUUUACUUGGCUAUAUUUCAAACCUUAUCUUUGGGAAAUUGUCUCUGAAACUUGGAUGGAGGUUGAUGCUUGGAAUUGCAGCUAUACCUUCACUUAUCUUAGGCUUUGGCAUAGUACAAAUGCCAGAGUCUCCACGGUGGUUAGUGAUGCAAGGACGUUUGAAGGAAGCCAAGAAAGUCUUGCAACUAGUAUCCAACUCUACAGAAGAGGCAGAAGCUCGUUUCCAUGACAUAAAAGUUGCAGCAGGAAUAGAUGAGAAUUGCAAUGAAGAAUUUGUCAAGCUUCCAAAGAAUACUAAUGGAGAAGGUGUCUGGAAAGAGCUGUUAUUGAGGCCAACACCAGCAGUCCGAUGGAUACUAAUAGCUGCGAUAGGAAUCCAUUUCUUCGAGCAUGCAGUUGGAAUCGAAGCAGUUGUUCUAUACAGCCCAAGAAUCUUCAAAAAAGCUGGUGUCACAGGCAAGCAAAAGCUCUUGCUUGCAACAGUUGGGGUAGGGCUCACAAAGUUUACGUUCAUAUUAAUUUCCACAUUUUUAAUUGACAGAGUUGGAAGGAGACGCCUAUUGCUCACAAGCACAGCAGGAAUCGUAGCUUCCUUAACUGUAUUAGGAUCUUGCUUGACCAUAGUGGAGUACCACAAUGGACAAAACUUAUUAUGGGCUCUAUGCCUAAGCAUAAUUUCUACAUAUGUAUUUGUGGCUUUCUUCAAUAUUGGGCUAGCACCAGUGACAUGGGUUUACAGUUCAGAGAUAUUCCCUUUGAAGUUGAGAGCACAAGGGUACGCUAUUGGUGUGGCAGUUAACAGGCUCAUGAAUGCUACAAUCUCAAUGAGUUUCAUUUCACUGUAUAAAGCAAUUACAAUAGGUGGAGCCUUCUUCUUGUUUGCUGGUAUAUCUGUGACUGCCUGGUUUUUCUUCUAUUUUCUUUUCCCAGAGACUAAGGGAAGGUCCUUGGAAGAGAUGGAGUUGCUGUUUACCAAGGGAAUUAAGGCUACAAAUGAGACUCUGCAACAUCAGCCCACAGCCAGAAGUGAUAACGUGUAGUGUGCGUACCAAAAAAAUUUACAGAGCGAGUCUAUAUAGAUUUAUACUACGAAUUGAAUCUAUAUAGACUCGAUCUAAAUAAAAAUUACUCUGUAUGCAUGUAUAUUUUGCAAGAAAAACAUCUAAUGGAUUUGAAUGCCUUGGCUUU